AUGGAGACUUUGGAGGGAGGUGAACUCUGUUUUCCACAGCUCCUCAACUCCUCCUGCAGGAAGCCAAGGAGUCUUCACUUUGAGGCCAUGCUGAUUUACAUUCUGCUGUCUUCCAUUUCUGUGCUCACUGUAUCUCUCAACCUGAUGGUCAUCAUCUCUAUCUCCCACUUCAAGCAGCUCCACAUCCCCACCAACCUCCUCCUCCUCUCUCUGGCUGUCUCAGAUUUCUUCGUGGGCCUCCUCAUGUUCUUUCAAAUUAUGCUUAUAGAUGGCUGCUGGUUGCUUGGUGAUGUCAUAUGUGUUGUCUAUCAGUAUCUAGCAUACAUUGUUACCUCUGCCUCAGUAGGAAACAUGGUAAUCAUAUGUGUUGAUCGCUAUGUGGCUAUUUGUGACCCCCUACAUUAUUCCUCCAAAAUCACAAACAAAAGAGUUAGGAUCUGUGUUUGUCUGUGUUGGAUCUGUUCUAUAGUCUUUCAAAGUUUAAAUCUGCAGGAUAAUCUGAAACAACCAGGCAGGUAUAACUCCUGCUCUGGUGAGUGUGUCAUUGUCAUUGACCACAUUGCUGGACUUGCAGAUCUUAUUUUGACCUUCAUUGUUCCCAUUACUGUUAUUGUUGUUCUGUAUAUGAGAGUAUUUGUGGUGGCUGUGUCUCAGGCUCGUGCCAUGCGUUCCCGUACUGCAGCUGUCACACGUGUAACUGUAAAAAAGUCUGAGCUGAAAGCAGCCAGGACUCUUGGUAUUGUUGUAGUUGUGUUUCUUGUAUGUCUCUGCCCAUUUUUCUGUGUCAUUCUUGCAGGCCAAGAAACCAUACUAAAUGCUUCAUCUGCUGCCUUUGUAAUAUGUUUGUUUUAUUUUAAUUCCUGUCUAAACCCUGUCAUCUAUGCCUUUUUUUACCCCUGGUUUAGAAAAUCUGUUAAACAUAUUGUUACAUUCAAGAUACUGCAGCCAGACUCCCGUGAGACCACCAUGCUGUAG
Molecule: messenger RNA, 975 nt
Organism: Lates calcarifer (barramundi perch)
Lineage: Eukaryota; Metazoa; Chordata; Actinopteri; Centropomidae
Product: trace amine-associated receptor 13c-like
Exons: 2
Coding region: 1-975 (324 amino acids)
Biological process (GO): G protein-coupled receptor signaling pathway
Cellular component (GO): membrane
Molecular function (GO): trace-amine receptor activity
Source: RefSeq, a predicted model, not a curated record